This is a messenger RNA of Serendipita indica DSM 11827, 1203 nucleotides long. Lineage: Eukaryota; Fungi; Basidiomycota; Agaricomycetes; Sebacinales; Serendipitaceae. The record is from the annotation of a GenBank genome assembly.
AUGGCCCAUCUCACCAAACCAACGCAAUACAAGAUUGAAGAUAGCAACAUUGCGCUGCUCGGAUCUGAUCUUGAGAAACGAGUGCGUGAGCACGCAGGAGACACAGAGCCCGCAUGGGAGUCUGCUGGCAAGGCUGUCGGACUCCAAAUCUGGCGUAUAGAGCAGUUUAGGAUCAAGGCUUGGACCCGCGUUGGCGAGUUUUACGAUGGAGACUCCUACAUAGUCUUGAACACGUACAAACAAGACCCAAACUCCGAGGCACUCAGCUAUAAUCUCCACUUUUGGCUAGGCUCGGAAACCACAGCGGAUGAAGCUGGGACUGCUGCCUAUAAGACAGUGGAACUCGACGACCACCUCCAUGGCACACCGGUCGAGUAUCGAGAAGUGCAAGACUUUGAAAGCCCGCGCUUCCUCUCCUACUUUCCGAAAUUCCUCGUCCUUCACGGUGGAACCGCGUCCGGCUUUCGACAUGUGACCGAACCGCCGCCUCUCAAUCUCUUCAACUUCUACCAUAUCAGCGCGUCAAAGCCAUCCGCAACCGGUAACAAGCCUGCAAAUCUCAUCGUGCGUCAAGUCACCCACGCCUUCAGGAAGACGAUGGAGCAAUACCCCAGUGAUGUGUUUGUGCUGGACAAGGGGCGGGAAAUCUGGCAGUACAAUAGUAAGAAGAGCUCUGGAAAAGAAAAGUUCAAGGCCGCGGAGUUCGUCCGGCAAAUCAUCGACGGGAGGAAGCAUGAACCGAUUCUUAAAGUCUUUGACGAAGGUGGACAAGGCGCGAGCCUAUUCGUCAACGAGCUGUACCAAGAGUCAAUCGAGGACAGUGAAGACGAAGAGGACCCGGCACUGGCCACUCCAGCACCGUCCGCACCAAGUUCACCCAUUCUGUUCCGUCUUUCGGACGAAAGUGGCUCAAUCAAUUUUACGCAAGUGGAGCUCGCGAGCGGAACCCCAACGCUUGCCGACUUCCAGGACCAAGAUGCCUUUUUAUUAGACGAUGCCAAAAACGCACAGGUGCCAGCCAUCUAUGCAUGGGUUGGGAAAGAGGCAUCUCCCAACGAGCGGAAGUAUGCCAUUCAGUAUGCCCAAAACUAUCUCUGGAAACAGGGAAAGACGAAGAAGAGCGCAAAGACGAGCGUUGUACGCUUGACUCAGGGUCAUGAAAGCGCCCAGUUUUUACGCGUCGUCGGUGCUCAACGUUCAUAA